CACACUCUCACAUGCACACACACACUCACACAUGCACAAACACACACACACACACACACACACACACACUCUGGUCUGUGUUACAGAUAACAAGCUGAAAGAUUGACUCUUUUUCCUUCAUACUUGGAGGAAAGUUCUUCCCUCACUUUCUGUCCCCCACCUAUGAAUUCAGGCUCCAUCUUUAACAAUUUUCCCAUAUCUCUUUUUUCCUAAAAAGUGUAUUUUGUACAAUGUAUCUAUAAAAGGCACUACUCAAUAAUCUGAAUUGAAUUAAAUUUCAAAAGGGGGCUUCAUGAACCAGGGAGAGGAUGGAGAAUCUCCUACCAAUCAAAUACUGCACCUCCAUACCUCAGGGCCCUGCUGACUUUGAGGUUCUUAAAGGCAGGCUCAUCGCUAGUCAGAAAGGCAGACUGAAAAACAAUACUAUAUUAUCUUAUUUCACUGAACUCAGAUGUGAGAACAUGCAUCCUGAGGUAAGGAGAUCUGAGACAGUGUAGACAUAGCUCUACAAAUAAACAGUAAUUGACAUUGAUGUCAGGAACAGACAAGCAUUUAUUUUCCGAGAUAUGUUUCAACUUAUUAUAUUAUGUGUUUAUUUUAAGCUUUUGAAUGCCUUCACUGUAUCCCUGAUCAUAUCAAACUGUUACUUCUUAAGCUUAGAUCAGGGAAAGAGGUUUAGAGAUGUUAAAGCAUUUGCAAGAAUCAAAUGCUGUACUUCAUACUCUUAUACUUUGUGUUUUUUUGCGCUUUUUUGUGCAGUCAUUACACAUUCUAUUACAUUGACACACCGGAGAGAAUUUUAGCUUGACACAAAUUUCUCUGGAGAUUGAAAUGAUACAACAAAUGUUUCCAGGAAUUGACUUGACUUGCAGACUUGCAUACUGACCAAGUUUCCGUUUGUGCUUGUGCAUUCUGAAAUGGUUGCGCAUUUGAAAUGUGUGGUUCCAUCCCAGAACUGCUUUCUCUGAGUGGUCUCCAUGUUGCUCCAUGUAUGCUGCUGGACAUCCCUUAUCUGGCUGGGCUCACCUCUAUUUUGGUCUGAUGUGUGCUGCAGUUUUUCUGUUUGUCUAAGCAAAGCUCUACAGAUUGAUUGGUUAAGAUAGUUUGGCGUGUGCUGUGUGUUUGUCACAGUAAAACCUUCUCUGAUUGGUAGAUGAGGUUCAGUUAUUUGUGCCACAAUACACCUUUCUCUGAUUGGUCACAAAAGGUUCAGCUAUUUGUGUCGCAGUAAUUCUUCCUUCUGAUUGGUGAACAUGGUUGUAUCUAAUCGGGUGCCGUGGUGCUGUGUCUGUCCGUGUCACAGGAAAUCCCUGUCAGAGGUGACCGCUUGCCUGCGCGAGCGUCUCCACAGGUGGCAGCAGAUCGAGAAGCUGUGCGGCUUCCCCGUGGUGAACAACUCGGGCCUGCCCAAUCUGACCGCCACCCUCUACUCCGACCACAGCUGGGUGGUCAUGCCAAGGGUCUCCGUGCCCCCGUACCCCAUCGCCGGGGGGGUGGACGACCUGGACGAGGACACGCCGCCAAUCAUUCCACAGUUCACCUCAGCCUCAUUGAUGAGACCCCCCCUGUCGCGCAGCAGCAGUAUGUGUCGUUCCCGCCGCAGCCUGCUGGGCUCCCAGCCCCCCGGCCUGCUCUCCCCCGACCCUGACCUCCUCUCCAUGGCCAGCACGCCCCUGUCCCACCACCCAGAGGAAGAGGAGGACCACAUCUUCUUCACCACGGAGCGGAGGGGGGACAGCCUGGACACGUGUUCGGACACAGAGUCACUCUGCUCGUCCUCAGGGCGGAGGACUGGGGGCCAGGAGACCCCCACCCGAAAGAUCUCCAGGGAGGAGCCACUCGGCCAGGAGCUGCAGGCGCUGGACUCACGGGUGGCCCUAGAGCUGACCCACAAGGGCUCGCCCGACCUGACGCGAGCUCUCACUGAAUCGCAGAGCAUGACCUUUAACCCCAUGAGCAAGGUGGUCUACAACGGCAUACUGGAGAAGUCCUACAGCCUGAGCCAGCUGCCGGCCGGCCCACCGCCCGGCUCGGAAGCCCGCUACCCUUCCCUGACCGGGCUGGACGAGCAGGUCAAAGUAACCAGGGAAAAGAUGCAGUCCAUGUCGUCUCAGGAGUCCUGCGAGAACGGCGAUAAAUUGAAGAGGUCUUCGUCCAAGAUAAAAAGCUUGUUCAAGAAGAAAAAGUAAAAUGAAAAAUAUGGGGGGGAGGGGGUGUUUAGCCUUAAAACGGACUGUCAACAAGAAGCCAAAAUAUGUGGUCUAUUUUUUUGCCCCGUCCUUUCUUUCACUGGAACGCCACUCUGUCUGGAUCCCCUAGAUUGGAGGCCAUUUGUUUUCUUCAAUGCCUUUUUUGUUCACUCAUAGUCGCACAGUUAACAGUUGUCAAAGUUCAAGGGUCAGUGCCUGUCGUCACCAAGACAACCAAGCUGUUUAUGGCCUGUUUACUGUUUUUUUUUCUUUCUCUCUCUUUUUAGUUAGAACCAAAAGUCACUUUUUUGAAGGAGGGGUGGGGAGGGGACAGAGGUUUGGUGCGGGGGAGGGAGGGCGGGAUUUGGUCAUCGAGCUUUAACUGAGCUCUUGUUUACCGAGGCUACAGAGCUCAUAUACUUGACAAUUUUCCUUUGAAAAAAAAUAUCCUGCUAAGGUCUGUUGCACUACUGCUUUCCUGUUGAGGAGAGAGCCGCUGCUUGCGGUAUUGUCAAUAAAAAAAAUAAAUAAUUUGUAGAAAUAAGAUAUAUAUAUAUAUCUCUAUACAUACUAUGUUUUUACAUAUAAUGUUCUAUUAGAGGUUUUUAAAUAGAAAUGUGAUUUCUAUCGGUGGGUUUUCACAGAGAGAGAGACUGAUUUUUACUAACGGAAGGAGUGAAUUAUGCAGAUUUUCGCACAGCAGCGCUGGGCUCACGGCGCUGUCCCCCAGGGCCUGGUUCUCACUGUGACUCCAAACCCUCCCGAAAAGCGACCCGUUGUUUACCGCGCGCCUGACCGUACGUAGUGUCGACGUUACUGUGACGACGUCAGUGCAACGUUGUUUAAAUGUUGUGAGAACAUUUUCUAAUGGCCGUCGCCGUCGAGAAGGCCAUGGCAAUCCCAGCUGUGCAUCUUCAGUUGUCAGAAGUACAUCGCUCGCUGGCAAAUAAAAUGAAGAAGAAAAAAAAUAAUAAUAAAAAUUCUGUUGACGAGCAGAAAAUGUAAUUGUUUACAAAGUGUUAGGGAUUUUUUUGAACAUUUAGUGUGUGAGACUUUGUAUACUGUAGAGUAAAUUAAUAAAAAUGGAGGCAUUAUG
Messenger RNA from Anguilla rostrata (American eel), 3285 nucleotides. RefSeq names its product stromal interaction molecule 2-like. Gene Ontology annotation, biological process: store-operated calcium entry; activation of store-operated calcium channel activity; intracellular calcium ion homeostasis. Gene Ontology annotation, cellular component: plasma membrane; endoplasmic reticulum. The record is from RefSeq and is a predicted model, not a curated record. Lineage: Eukaryota; Metazoa; Chordata; Actinopteri; Anguilliformes; Anguillidae. Gene Ontology annotation, molecular function: calcium ion binding; calcium channel regulator activity. The transcript has 3 exons. Bases 1254 to 2189 code for a protein of 311 amino acids.